Molecule: messenger RNA, 577 nt
Organism: Danaus plexippus (monarch butterfly)
Lineage: Eukaryota; Metazoa; Arthropoda; Insecta; Lepidoptera; Nymphalidae
Exons: 2
Coding region: 106-474 (122 amino acids)
Source: RefSeq, a predicted model, not a curated record
GUUGGAGUGAGAUCGAGGACGACUUGCGUCAGCUUGGCUUAUAUAUACGAACAUUAACAAAACAGUAUCAUUCAUCUCUAAACAUUGUAAGAAUCAAUAUUGAAAAUGAAAUCUUGUAUCGUAGUAUGCUGCCUGUUCGCGUGCGCCCUCGCCGGCGUCCCCCGUGAGAAGCGCGGCUUCCUGGGCGGGCUGCACUCCUCGGACGUGUACAGCGGCUACUCCGCUCCCAUCAUCAGCCUCUCGGAGCCCGUCCUCGGCUACUCCGCGCCCGCUGCCAAACUCGUCAGCGUCAACAAAGUGGUCAACUCUCACCGCGUCGUGGACGUCCCUCAAGUAGUGAACGUCCGCAAGGUGGUGUCCGUGCCUCAAGUGGUGUCCGUCAACAAGCUGGUGGCCGCUCCCAGCUACAGCUCCUACGGCAGCGGACUGGGACUGGCUUCGGGCUGGGACCACGGAUAUUCCAGCGGAUGGUGAACAUUGUACCCUGACGACAACAUCUAGUCUCUACGUUUAUUAGUAAUUUCAAGGAAAUUAUGAUAUUGUUUGUAUUUAUUGUAAAUAAAUAUUUUUUUACGCA